Messenger RNA from Zootoca vivipara (common lizard), 1274 nucleotides. RefSeq names its product C-type lectin PAL-like. Lineage: Eukaryota; Metazoa; Chordata; Lepidosauria; Squamata; Lacertidae. The record is from RefSeq and is a predicted model, not a curated record.
CCUGGCUACGCCCCUGUUUAAGGCUCUAGAGUCUAGAGUCUAGGUGACCGGUAGCAUUUUGCUGCAAGGACAUCUCCCCAAGCCCAGCUAUGCUGCAAGAGUCUGCUGGGAACUGUCCAGGGUCCUGAAUUCCCUAGCCUAGCCUGGCAGAGGCUAAUGCCCCUUUUUUCUGCAGCUCACAAGCCCUAGCAGAACAGCAUAGCCUCUCUACUGGGAAGACCACUUUUCAUCCUACCAAGCCAAGGUGGUGCCCUCUGCGUGUUGGUGGGCUACAAACUCAGUCCCAACCACCAAGACCAAUGAUCAAGGAAGAUGGGGGCAGUGGUACCAUGUUUGCUGUGAUGUGCCACUCAGCAAGCCCCAAGACUCAAUAAUCUCCCGCUGUUGUAGUGAAGGAGACAGUUUCCUGAUCGUUCCACUGCUGUGAUUCCUUAUGGAUCACUGCUCAGCCAAGGAACUCCCAAAUGUCCAAGAUGUGCUUUUGGGUUCAGUAGUUCUUCCUGAUGACGAGGCCCACCUGCACACACCACUCCCUACUGGUUUGCCUAAGAAAGCUUCAGGACUUUAUAAUAUCCAUUGCAGAAGAGACCAGCUUCCCAUCUCUCCAGACUUGCCAAACAAAGACAGCCUAAUAGGCUACCAGGUGCCGAUGGGACGCAUCACUUUCUUCCACCUCUCCAUUUGGGGCUUCCUGGUUUCCUGCUUUGUUCUACAAGGCACAGAAGCAUAUAGCUGCCCCCCGGACUGGAUCAACAUUCAGAGGCAUUGCUAUUCCUUAAAGAAAGUUCCACGGAAAUGGAAUGAUGCAGAGACAGACUGCCAAACCUAUGGGACAAAGAGCCACCUGGCCUCCAUCCUUAGCGAGGGAGAGCACAGGCGUUUAGCCGCUGCGAUAACAGCGGGAAAUGACCUCAGCGUCAACAUCUGGAUUGGGUUGUUCAGAAUGAAAAAGGGUGGGAAGAUCAAGCACUGGAGAUGGACCGAUAAUGCCGUGGUUGGCUACAUGCCUUGGGGACCUGGACAACCCUCCAACUGCAGAAAUGAACAAUACUGUGUCGAGUUGUAUGGAGUCGACUUCAUGGACUUGAAUGAUAAUAAUUGCGAUACUGAGAAUUUCUACAUCUGCAAAAUGCCACUGUAGGAAUGGGCUUCGGCAAUUUCAGAGAAUGGGACCACGUUGUAGGUCCUUGGCUUCCGCAGUUGCCCAAAUGCACCUGCCUGCUCACCCGUCGCAGCUUUCGAGAUCGUUCGUGAGCCAGGUUGAGGCAUCAAUA